Messenger RNA from Selaginella moellendorffii, 1074 nucleotides. RefSeq lists its product as uncharacterized. The transcript has a single exon. Lineage: Eukaryota; Viridiplantae; Streptophyta; Lycopodiopsida; Selaginellales; Selaginellaceae. The record is from RefSeq and is a predicted model, not a curated record. Bases 99 to 986 code for a protein of 295 amino acids.
CCUAGGUCUUGAUUCCUAGGCAGCGAGUCCACAAAAUCGGCUACUGCGCGUUCCGCGGGAUGAUCUUCACGAGCUGAGAAACAGCUGGAAAGCUCGCCAUGGAUCAGGCGCUCGCUCCUCUGUCCACAGGUAUGGGAUUCCUCAAUCUCCACUGGAUCUUGCAAGGCGUGGACGCGAUGCUCGCGGCGCACGCCGAUCUCCAGCGCCUGCUGCUGGAAGCGCUGGGAAUGCCGGGGAAGAGGGAUCGCAUUCUAGUCUCGGUGUUCGUGGAUGACAACGCGAGGCAGCUCGAGACGAUCAACGCUGUGAGGAAGGGUAUGAGCGUAGCGGCGCAGCACAAGAUGAGGAUCAAGUACGCUCUCAAUCUCGUCAAGAGCGCGGCGAUCUCCAAGGAAUUGGAAGUCGCCAGAGCAAAGAUUUAUCUGGAGGAAGUGAUCGGCGAGAUCGAGAGGAGCAGUGAGGUGAAGAACACGCAUACAGGGAGCUGGCCACUCGAUCAAGACAGCCACCAUUACCGGAAGCUCAAGCUCGAGAAAAAGUCCAACAUAUCCACGAUUGCAAGCAAAGCCAUCGAGGCCAACUUGGUGAGCUCGCUGGUGCUGGGGGCGCUGCUGGCGGCCUUGGAUUGCAGCGCGGGUCUCUCGAUCACGACAGCGAUCCCGAUCCCAAAGAACUUAUCGGGGGGAUUUCCAAGUUUGUGGGAAGAGCUCAAGGAAGAGGCAGAGGCAAGGCGUGGGAAUCGUUGUUCUUCGGCAUUUCUGGAAGGGAUUUGCUCGUGCUUGGGGCAGAUCGCGGCGCUGCUGGAUUCUUUGCUGCGGAACAAAGCGACAAGAGACGAUGACGAGCUCCAGAUCAAGCAGCUCCUUCGGCUUGCGCACAAGAAGCUCGAUUAUCUCGACAGCGGCUUCCAGAUUCUCGAGGAGCAAAUGGGCGAUCUCUUCUCCAAGAUGGUGGCAAACCGGAAGGAAAUUCUCUCGAUUGCGUGACGAUUCAUAUAGAAGAAACAUCAUGUGUAAAACCAUUUGUAAAUUGAUUGAUUGCUUCGUCAAGAUGGAAAUAUUCCUCUUGCAUUGA